GAGGUUACUGACAAAAUUCCACAGUCCGCAGAAGCCGCAAUCGCACGCACUCGCCACCCCACUCCACCAAUCCUGUCUUCCAAUCUCCCGUGAACUCUCUCUCUCCCUCUCUCUCUCGUCCCUCGCCCAUAAAAGCAUCACCUUGGAGACCAUCCAAACAUCACGUCCCCAAGAAACCAGCCACCUACGAGCAGAUACUGUCGAGCAUAACCACUGAAUCACGCGCCGAAAAUCCAUCCAGUGUCUAAGGAAAUGAAGCAGCACUUCCUCUUCACCAUCAUUCUCCUCCUACUCACCACCCAACUCCCGCUCCACCGAUCAGCCAGCCACGACUACGGCGACGCGCUGUCCAAGUCCAUCCUCUUCUUCGAGGGCCAGAGGUCGGGUUGGCUGCCGCAGGACCAGCGGAUGGCCUGGCGCGCCAGCUCGGGCCUCGGCGACGGAUGGACGCACCACGCCGACCUGACCGGCGGGUAUUACGACGCGGGGGACAAUGUCAAGUUCAACUUCCCAAUGGCCUUCACGACGACCAUGCUGUCGUGGAGCGUGAUCGAGUUCGGCGAGAUGAUGCCCCCGGCCGAGCUGCGCAACGCUCAGGUGGCGGUCCGCUGGGGCACCGACUAUCUCCUCAAGUCCAUCUCUCAGCUGCCUAACCGGAUUUUUGUGCAGGUGGGUGAUCCAAACACCGACCACAACUGCUGGGAAAGGCCGGAGGACAUGGACACCGCGAGAACAGCUUACGUGGUCGAUGCCCCUAAUCCAGCUUCGGAUGUCGCCGGGGAGACCGCGGCAGCUCUGGCAGCUGCAUCCAUGGCAUUCCAGUCAUCAGACCCGGGAUAUUCCGAGACCCUCUUGAGAAAUGCCAUCAAGGCCUUCGAGUACGCCGACAAUCACAGGGGAGCUUACAGUGACAAUGCCAAUGUCAAAGACGGUGUCUGCCCUUUUUACUGCGACUUCGAUGGGUACCAGGACGAGCUGUUGUGGGGUGCGGCAUGGCUCAGGAGGGCGACUCAGGACAGUUCUUACCUCGAUUACAUCCAAGACAACGGCCAGACACUCGGCGCCGAAGAGAAUAUCAAUGAGUUCGGCUGGGACAACAAGCACGCCGGUCUCAACGUGCUCGUCUCCAAGGAAUUCCUGGAAAGCAGCAUGUUCGCGCUCCAAUCCUACAAGGCAUCGGCGGACAGCUUCAUGUGCACGCUCAUCCCCGAAUCAUCGACCGCUUACCACAUAGACCUCACUCCCGGCGGUCUCAUCUACAAGCCCGGCGGCAGCAACCUCCAGCACUCGACCUCCAUCUCCUUCCUCCUCCUCGUUUACGCCAACUACCUCGAGCGGACCUCGCAGUCCGCCAGCUGCGGCGGCGUGACCAUGGGCCCAGCCACGCUGCGGCAGCAAGCCAAGCGACAGGUCGACUACAUCUUGGGCGACAACCCAAAGGGCAUGUCUUACAUGGUGGGCUACGGCGAGCAGUACCCGCAAAGGAUCCACCACCGCGGGUCCUCGCUCCCGUCGAUCGAAGACCGGCUGGAGCCCAUCGGCUGCAAGGAAGGAUCGGUCUAUUUCAAUUCGCCGGGGCCUAACCCGAACGUUCUCGUCGGGGCACUAGUGGGCGGACCCGGCGAGGACGACGCGUUUGAGGACGACAGAGCCGAUUACAGGAAGUCCGAGCCGACCACUUACAUCAAUGCGCCAUUUGUCGGUGUGCUUGCAUAUUUUGCUGCCAACCCAAAUCUUAGCUGAUGAAGAAUUGUGGGAGGAGCACAGCUCCUAGGAGCUACUUUCUUUUGCAGGAAUAGUUCAGGUCAGGGUAUGGGAAUUAUGCAGGUCUCUCGUCUUGGGCAUACCAAAGAAGGAAGAGGCUGUUCCCUUUUUGCCCUCUUUUGGAUUUUUUUUUUUUUUUUAAGGACUGGGAGAGUGAUUUCUUUUUCUCGAUUGAAUUUAGCCUUGCUUGUCGUUGAGGCACAAAGCUUCAGAGCAAGCUUUAGGGGAAACAGGCAUGUCGUGUUUCAGAAACAUGUCAUGUCUCUGUCAUGUCACUCUUGUUAUUAUUUGCAUUUGAUAUGAGUCAAAGGUGUUCGCGAGGGAACAACCGAGCGCAUCGAUUUACGUUAUGAAGCAGUUUUUCUCUGA
Rhodamnia argentea is the source of this 2133-nucleotide messenger RNA. Its product is annotated as endoglucanase 24-like. Gene Ontology annotation, molecular function: hydrolase activity, hydrolyzing O-glycosyl compounds. The coding region runs from base 253 to 1743 and encodes 496 amino acids. Lineage: Eukaryota; Viridiplantae; Streptophyta; Magnoliopsida; Myrtales; Myrtaceae. Gene Ontology annotation, biological process: carbohydrate metabolic process. The record is from RefSeq and is a predicted model, not a curated record. The transcript has 4 exons.